AUGGACAAUCACGAGAGUCAUUGUUUUGUCGACGCCCUCAACUACGCAAAAGACAACGGAAUCGUUCUUCUCACAAUUCCACCACACACAUCCCACAAGCUGCAGCCAUUAGACAGGACUGUUUUUGGCCCCUUAAAAACCUUUUAUUCUCAGGCAGCAUCAAAUUUUAUGCUGAGACACCCCGGGAGAACAAUCACAAUCUACGACGUUUCGGAACUGUUAGGGGAAGCUUUACCAAGGGCUAUGGUGCCUACCAAUAUAAUUAGUGGCUUCAGGGCGGCUGGAAUAUGGCCCAUAAAUGCCGACAUUUUCACGGAGAGUGAGUUCAUGGCCAGUUUAGUUACGGACAGCCCUCCCCCUUCUCAACUUGAAGAACCAGCACAGAGAAGUAUGGCAGCGUUGGACUGUGCUCCCCCUUCCCCGCUUGAUGAACCCAUACAGAGCAGUGUGAUAGCGUCGGACUGCCCUCUCCCUUCUCCACUUGAGGAGCCCGUAGAAAGCAGCAGUGUGAGUGAACGCGCUUCCCCAUCCUUACUUGGAGGAUCAGUGCCGAUGCACUUUUCACCACAGGAUAUCAUGCCCUACCCCAAGGCAGGUCCACGC
Iphiclides podalirius (scarce swallowtail) is the source of this 603-nucleotide messenger RNA. The record is from the annotation of a GenBank genome assembly. Lineage: Eukaryota; Metazoa; Arthropoda; Insecta; Lepidoptera; Papilionidae.